Molecule: messenger RNA, 2634 nt
Organism: Naegleria lovaniensis
Lineage: Eukaryota; Heterolobosea; Eutetramitea; Acrasida; Naegleriidae
Exons: 1
Coding region: 1-2634 (877 amino acids)
Molecular function (GO): ubiquitin binding
Source: RefSeq, a predicted model, not a curated record
AUGUUGACAAACAACAGCACAUCAUCCAACGAAGAGCCAUCGGCAUCUUCCAUUCAAGCCUUUACUCGUCUUCAUACGAAACUAGAGAAUUAUUAUAAUUUACCCAAGGGACAAGGAUUAGAAAUGAUUCCGUAUAUGGAUCGUCUGAAUCCAUUGUUAGUCUCGGAUAAGAGAAUUUCAAGGCUUGAGUGUCUGCAGAUGGUGAAUAGAGAUUUUCAUCGUGUACUCUCCGUAGAUGAUCAUGAUUUUUGGAUGUACAUGUUGAACGAUGUUUCUCUGAAGAGAUGUAUUGAAUCAAUUUUCAGAUUGUUUCCGAGACCUUUUGAUAUUGGAUUUAAUUCUCUGAUACAUGAUACGACAAUAACACCAAAAAGUGAGCAACGAGAAGAGGCUAAAAUUUACAGACGUCUAUUCAUGAUUUAUUACAAAUUAUUUAUGAAUUUCUAUUUGAGUGCUAGAGCAAAUAGUAAUGAAUUACGCUCCCCUCAGCAAUUACGAGAUCAAGUAGAUCCCGAAGAGUGGUUGGAUAUCGGAUCGGUCAUUUCUCAGAAAUCACUGUUUGAUAUUCCUAAACUCUUUGACCUUUCAGCAUUAUAUGCCUAUUCGAAUACCAUGCUCACCACUGAGUUACUCACCAAAAUAUUUCUCUCUCAGCCUUCUUUGAUGCAUGACUUGAAUGAUCAUGUGUUAAAUACCAUAUGUAUUAAUUGGAGAGACCUUUUUGAUAAUAUUUACAAGAUGCAACCUAUCAAUGGUGCUACCAAGCCACAAAAUUCAUCAUCUUCCGAGUCCAAUCAAAUCAGAAAAAUUAUUUAUUAUCUUUACGAUGGAACUUUCACAAUCAGAUCUUUAUUAGACGUUUUUCCAUUAGCAUCCUAUGCGUUUAUGUUAGACAAUAGAGAAAAGAAGACACCAAUGUCAUAUCAAUUUUCUUUCCUCAUUCUUGAGUGUCAUGACAAGGUGAUUCCUCAAUUGCAGAGCAUGAUUGGAGAAGAUACAGAUUAUUCAUUUCUCUGCAAGCAAAUCAAGCUUAACCUUCUUUCAAUUACACACGUUCUAUUCCGAGAAUAUUACAUGAGAAAUAUUGAAGAUCUCGUGACUGGAGCCACUCAUACCAAUAGAUCAACUUCAAGUCAUAUGGAUGCCCUUCACUCUAGAUAUAUUGAAAAUUUAUUGACACGAGAACAAAUUCCACAAGCUAAGCUCGAACUUCUUUGCAAGUAUACUUUGGAUAAGCAAAUGACCCGUCAAACAACUGCCAUUGUUCUAGAACUUCUCGACACUCUUCAAUCCUAUCAAAAGUUUAUCAUCACGGAUCAACCUAAACUCAAUUAUCUCAUGUUCCAAUAUGACAAGUUGUAUGGACUUUCCAAAUGGAUGGAACAAGUGAUUGCCAAUAAUUCCUCUCUUACAAGUGUUUCCUCAGUUCAAAACCUUGUCAAGAAUAUUUGCAGCAAACUCUCUGAGGCAGAGAAUGAAGCAGCACUACAAGGUAGUGAAGAAAAGCCAACAAGUGACGCUCAACAACAACUCAAAUCUCUCUUCCCAGACUAUGGAUUAGGAUUCCUUCAAUUGUGUUUGGAACAUUUCAAGAAUGAUCUCGCCGUCACCACGAACUCACUCAUGGACAAUCAAUUACCAUUGCAAUUGAGACGUUUGGACACGAAAUUGACAUUGAGCGCCUUAAAAAGUUCCACCAUUCAAGCUCAGAGCUCCUCUGAGUUCAAUAAGCCUCCAUCUUCUCUCAUUUCCGCAGCCAGUGCUAGUAGUGGACGUCAUUCUGAACCUCCAUCGCCAGUGGUUUCUCCAUCGGUUUGGAUGGACACUGAUUUCUUCUCGAAUGCAUCAGCCACCUCUCAAGUGGUUCGAAUUGGUAAAAAGAAAGAUCAUGGCACGAGGACCAACUUUAAUGACAUUGAUGACUCUAUUAAGCAACGUAUUCUAUUGGAGUAUGCCUAUGAUGACGAGUAUGAUGAUAGUUAUGACAGUAUUGCACCCGUCACUGGUGAAGGAGAACAUGAAGAUGAAAAUUUCAACAAGUUGAAAACUUCCUUUAAGCAGCAACACGAAUCAGCAUCAGAACAACAUGCUCGCCACAAACACAAGCAUGAAGGUACAAGCGAAGAGAGCCAAUACCCUCAAUUUAAUCCAAACAGAGCAGCAGCCACAUCUUUACCAGACAACAAUACUGCCCAAGCCACUUCCCACAAGCCAAGAAAUCAGGAAGCACGUUCCAAACAACAGCAGCAACAGCCUUCUCAGAAAGACAAACCAGCCAAUACGAACCAGCAACAAAAGGCAUCCGAAGCGACACCACCACAAAGGGGUGGUUCAGCCAAUCGGGGAGGUAAGAGUUCAAGAGGUUUCCAUCAUCAAGGAGCUGCUUCAUCGAGACCACCUUCUCAAGGUAAGCCACCUCAAGGAAGCUCCAACCAAGAGUCUACUACCACUGUUGUUGGUGCGUCAAGCCAAAUCGAUAAUACUACCACAUCAUCACUGCCGUCUGAUUCUUCUUCGGAAGAUCAUCAACAACAACCUUCCGAACGUUACAAGCAAUACAAACAAGAAAACAAAUCUCGUAUUGCCAAUCAUGAUAGGAAAAAGAAAGGUGCAAAGAAGAGAAUGAAUUUGUAA